UUUGGCUCUGGAGUGCUCUCGGGCACAAGGUCUGGGAAUGCCUAAGACGGGCGCACCAAGGUCAUGCCGUGCGAUUUGUGCAUCAAAAACCGCCAGCAGAACAUCCUGGUCAUUACAGUUGAGGAGACGGAUUCCAUUCGAGAUUUGAGGCAAGAGAUCAAGGCAAGGGUUGCAGCUGAGGCCGACGAACCUCUCGUAUUCAAUGGUGUAGAAUUGGAUGACGAGGAUGCAACGCUCUUGGAGUACAACAUUGUCCCAGAUGAUUGCCCUGGUGGCCCCGUGCUUCACUUGGGCGGCGCUCCUUGGAGAUCUUUUGAUUUGGAGUGUCAGUUGCCCAGCGGUGGACACAUCAAGGAACAUGUCACGCCUGAAACCACAGUGGCGCAACUGAAGGGGCGAAUAACUUCUGAGGUGGGUAUCCCCUACCUCUGCAUGAAACUUUUCGCUGGACGUGUCGAGCUGCGAGAGCCUUGAGUGGCAUUGGUGGCGUGAUGCAGUUUCGGCUUUUGUGGGUGCUCCUUUCAGGUCUACUGAGGUUGUCCAAAUGUUAAGAUUACGCAAACACUUCGCCAUUUCCUCGAUUUGUUUCUGCUUUGAUGGUCUGGCACUUGAAGGCUUGGUUGGGCGCAAGAGAUAGAUUGCAACAAUGGACGUUAAAGGUUAGAAGCGUGGCAAACGCCUAGAUGACAGGAGGCGAAGGAUUGUCGUCCCAAAUGUUGCACCUUUUUCCGGUGUGAUAAAGAGUGACACCCCCAAGCCCGGAUUUGCGCACAUUGGUAAAUCCUGCUGUCGAGUUGAGAUCCUACAAUCGGGCGAUACGCCGACGUAUUGCCGUGCAAGAGGACAGUUGAUUCCAAAGUAGCCUUCAUGGCCUGACAGGGCAGACUUUUGCGUAAAGUGUCGGUGGAACGUUGGAUGUAGCCAGGUUUGAGGGCAGUGCCACUGCCACCAGCCAUUGCACAAGCAGAAGAGAAGAGGAAGGGGCAGAUCAGAGAGGAGAGACUGCGCAGCAGUGCAUAGCAAUGCUGCGUUGUCUCAAGCAAAGCUUUGAUCCUAAAAGCGUGUUAGCUUGUGGUUCCAUCAACGCGUUCUCAAAAGCUACCUUGCCAGCCUUUUUGGAGCCAUCUAAAGCCCCUGACAAUCCCAUCUCCAGCCCAUUAGAAACCAUUGCUUCCAAAUGUCGUCGACAUCCUUGUCGGUUGACCUAUGUGUUCGAUCAAAUGGAACUUGAAGCGUGAUAGAGCGACUCGUUCGGUCUUUUAGUAGAUUCCUUUGCUAGUAAUUACAAUUCUAGUUAAAUUUGUUACUACUAGCAAGGCACUUGUUACUACUAGCUUCUCGUUUCAUGGUUUUUCAGUUUCCAAAAGCACAGUUCCACAGUAAGAAGAAGCUACUAGGAACCCGGGCAUGGCUACUAGGAACAAGAGGCUACGAGUAGCAAGGUGCCUUUUCAAUUCCACACUUGAAGUCAGGCUUUGUGUUUGCCAUUGCUACUAGGGUGGAGGCCAUCGCUAUUAGGAACAAGAAGCUACUAGUAACAAAGGGCAUCGCUACUAGGAGCAAGGACGCUAGUAGGGGCUCCUGGCCUUACUACUAGGAACAAGAACGCUACUAGGGGCUAUUCGCUAUUUGCUUCUCAGUGUUUGGCACCAAGGACCCGCUCCCGUUGGAGCGAUAUGGUCUUUCAGGAGAUUGUGCAGUGCAGGUUAGAGCGACGAGGCCCCUUUAUGCCGGCCCUGCUGCGUGAGUGCGCAGUGAAAGCGUCUUCCAGAGGCCCAAUACAAACAGCAAUUAGAGAGUUUGCGAACACCUGGCAGUAGACUUAGCACUGAGUUACUAGGGUCAACAGAGUGCCUCUCUAGUUUUCAAUGCGUGAGUUGGAGUAGUGUCUCUCUUGGUUCCUUUUCAUGUUUCUAGUUAGCGGCCUCAAAGAGUGCAAAAGUGCGAAAAGGCGUCCUCCCAACUGGUAAUUUGACAUGUCGGCAACCCAUUUUCUUGUGCGGUGACAUGUGGGCUCAAAUCAUAGAGGAAACCCGA
This is a messenger RNA of Durusdinium trenchii, 2037 nucleotides long. Lineage: Eukaryota; Dinophyceae; Suessiales; Symbiodiniaceae. The record is from the annotation of a GenBank genome assembly.